Messenger RNA from Coccidioides immitis RS, 819 nucleotides. RefSeq lists its product as uncharacterized. Bases 145 to 594 code for a protein of 149 amino acids. The record is from RefSeq and is a predicted model, not a curated record. NCBI's taxonomy places the organism in Eukaryota, Fungi, Ascomycota, Eurotiomycetes, Onygenales, Onygenaceae. The transcript has a single exon.
CAUCAGGGACCAUGUUCCUGGCCGAUUUACCUAGGUUUUAACCAGGUCUGGCGAAUCGUGGGAUCUGACUGGCCUUCCCGCGCCCGCUAGCGACGCGACAGGCUGGGUCUUCAAGGCCAUUUUAAGUUUUCGAAGGAUGGGGGAAUGGUCCUUCUCCAGAUUAGACUAAUUUUAGGGUUGCCCAACGACACAGCGACAAUGUUGCUCGCGCGUCCUCGAUCACCGGGGUGUGUCAUCCCCAGAGUUAAGAUCUGCAGAGGACAGAGGCUGCUCGAUGAGCUAUUAACGACGUUUCUGAAAAAAAAGAAAAGGAAAACGGGUUUCCUGUGUCCUCCAGCGAGCCAUGCAGGUAUUGCCGGCUCGGACAUCGCGAGAGAAGGCCUCGCGCUUUCUCGUGCUCCCUUUGUCUUCUUGUUUCUCUCGUAUCUCUAUCGUCUACGAGACUUCGUUCAUCCUUCGCUUCUUCCCCUCCCCACUGGAUCUGAUCUCGCCAUUCUGCCAAUUGAGAAGGUUACACCCGCCCUCCUUGGCUAUGAUUGGACCUUGCAACCUUUCCCCAGGAACAACCAUGCUCACUCCACAAUAUAUCCUUAAUUCCCAUGCCACAGGUUUCGUUUGCUGUUCCGGAAAAAUCUAAGGCCUGCCCCGGCCAUAGCCGGCUCUUGCUCACAGACAACGAUCCCAUGUAUCCCUGACAGGGGGUGAAGGGGAUACGGAAAGUCAAAGAGGUUUGACACGGAGUGAACGGAACGCAGCGCUGGGUCCCAUGGGGGAUACGUCAUGUGGAAUUUAUGCGGGACACAUGUUAUGGGAUACCAG